Messenger RNA from Knipowitschia caucasica, 213 nucleotides. The record is from the annotation of a GenBank genome assembly. Lineage: Eukaryota; Metazoa; Chordata; Actinopteri; Gobiiformes; Gobiidae.
AUGGGGGGGGGUUGGAAGGGGGGGGGUGGUUGGGGUUUUUAUGGGGGGGGGUUGGGUGGGGGGGAAGUGGUAGGGGGUUGUUGGGGUGAUAUUUUUGGUGGAGGGGGGUUGUUGGGAAGGGUGUGUGGGGUGGGGUUUGGGGGGGUGGGUGAGUGGGUUGGGGGGGGGGGGAAUGUUAGAUUGAGGAUGUGGGGGGGGGGGAUGGGGAAAUAG